Messenger RNA from Apodemus sylvaticus (European woodmouse), 1221 nucleotides. RefSeq names its product LIM homeobox 1 (gene Lhx1). The transcript is spliced from 5 exons. Gene Ontology annotation, cellular component: nucleus. The coding region runs from base 1 to 1221 and encodes 406 amino acids. Gene Ontology annotation, biological process: neuron differentiation; regulation of transcription by RNA polymerase II. The record is from RefSeq and is a predicted model, not a curated record. NCBI's taxonomy places the organism in Eukaryota, Metazoa, Chordata, Mammalia, Rodentia, Muridae. Gene Ontology annotation, molecular function: DNA-binding transcription factor activity, RNA polymerase II-specific; RNA polymerase II transcription regulatory region sequence-specific DNA binding.
AUGGUGCACUGUGCGGGCUGCAAAAGGCCCAUCCUGGACCGUUUCCUCUUGAACGUGCUGGACAGGGCCUGGCACGUCAAGUGCGUCCAGUGCUGUGAAUGUAAAUGCAACCUGACCGAGAAAUGCUUCUCCCGGGAAGGCAAGCUCUACUGUAAAAACGACUUCUUCCGAUGUUUCGGUACCAAAUGCGCGGGUUGUGCGCAGGGCAUCUCUCCAAGCGAUCUGGUUCGCAGAGCGCGAAGCAAAGUGUUUCACCUCAACUGCUUCACCUGCAUGAUGUGUAACAAGCAGCUUUCCACCGGCGAGGAGCUCUACAUCAUCGACGAGAACAAGUUCGUGUGUAAAGAGGAUUACCUGAGUAACAGCAGUGUCGCCAAAGAGAACAGCCUCCACUCGGCCACCACAGGCAGUGACCCUAGUUUAUCUCCGGAUUCCCAAGAUCCAUCGCAGGAUGAUGCCAAGGACUCUGAAAGUGCCAACGUAUCGGAUAAGGAAGGUGGUAGCAAUGAGAAUGAUGACCAGAACCUUGGUGCCAAGCGCAGGGGACCCCGGACCACAAUCAAAGCCAAGCAACUGGAGACGUUGAAGGCAGCCUUUGCAGCUACACCCAAGCCCACGCGCCACAUCCGUGAGCAAUUGGCCCAGGAGACUGGCCUCAACAUGCGUGUUAUCCAGGUCUGGUUCCAGAAUCGACGCUCCAAGGAGCGGAGGAUGAAGCAGCUAAGCGCGCUGGGCGCGCGGCGCCACGCCUUUUUCCGCAGUCCUCGCCGGAUGCGGCCGCUGGUGGACCGCCUGGAGCCCGGCGAACUCAUCCCCAACGGCCCCUUCUCCUUUUACGGAGAUUACCAGAGUGAGUACUACGGUCCCGGAGGAAACUAUGACUUUUUCCCACAAGGACCGCCAUCCUCGCAGGCCCAGACACCAGUGGACCUACCCUUUGUGCCAUCAUCUGGGCCUUCGGGAACGCCCCUUGGAGGUCUGGACCACCCGCUGCCUGGUCACCACCCUUCCAGCGAGGCGCAGCGAUUCACUGACAUCCUGGCACAUCCCCCAGGGGACUCGCCUAGUCCUGAGCCCAGCUUGCCUGGGCCUCUCCACUCCAUGUCAGCGGAAGUCUUCGGUCCCAGUCCACCUUUCUCAUCUCUGUCAGUCAAUGGUGGAGCCAGCUACGGGAACCACUUGUCACACCCUCCUGAAAUGAACGAGGCAGCCGUGUGGUAG